GUUGCAAAUGCAUGUUCUCCGAUGUUGACGUUAGAAUCAGCUGAUGUAGCUGUCUUCCCUCUGCAUUUUCGGUGUUUUGAGGCGUCUUGACUCUGAACUCUGUAAAAGUGUACUUUGCAGAAUGGGAGAUACAGAGAGGGGAGAACUGAUAGUGCUCCAACAAGAACUGGAAUGGGUACUCAAUGAGGAAGUUCCACGUGUUUUCAACUUGAUCAUGCAAGUCCUGAAGGAGGGAGCUGGCCAUUUCCCAAUGCCUUUAUGUGGAUCUGAUGCACCAGUCAAGCAGGAAAAGUUUAUUAUGUCAACAGCAGCACACAGCACACAGGAUCAAGUGAAGUGUGUUGUGACUGUGACUGGUGAUACUAUAAGUCAGGCAGAUAUCAACAUGAAGGCAGCAAAGCACCAGCACCAGGUUCACCGUACCAGUGUCACACCUGAUGCUCCUUGGAGGAUACAACAGAUACAAGAUGCUGCCAACUUUUUGCAGAUGGCAAUGCAGUUUCUUCAAGGACUGGGAGUCAAAGCUUCACUCAGGACAAGCAGUGAAACUCUCAAUAUUCUUUGUCAACUCAUUAAGCUACUGCAGAAGGGAAGGAGUAGCUUGCUGAUUCCUCGAAAGAAGACGAUUGAUGAUCUCUUGUCCAGCAGGAAUAUGAAAUCCUUAACUCCACCACUUCCUGGGGACAUUGCCAUUAGUUUCUACCUGCAGGCACACAAGCUGGUACUAGCUGUGUACCAUUUGUCUAGCACCAGUGGGACCAUGAAAUUUGAAAGUGUUCAGGCAGAAUGUUCUAUGCCAUGGCUCACCCCUGUACUGGUUUGCUUCACCACAGCCCUGCACCUUGCUCACCAGCUACGAGAUAAAAUUGCUGUGUUCUCUCAGUUCAAGGAUUUUACUCCUGACUCCUGCAGUGUCUCAACUGUAUCCUGCUGAACCACACACACACACACACACACACACACACACACACACACACACACACACACACACACACACACACACACACACACACACACACACACAUCUGCCAGUCACUGAGAUGCCUCCUUAAGGAGCUCUGAUUGGAAGGGAAAUACUGGAUACUUAAGAUGAUUACAUAGGCUUCUUUCUCUUAUCUUGUAUUUUAUAGUAGUGUAAAUAGUUUGUGAAUGGAGAACCAAAGAGUAAAAAAUUUACUGACAACUCAUAGAUUUCAAAAGUUUUAAGGACCCUGAUAUAAGUAUAUUUAAAUGCAAAUUCAAACAAUCUGGAAACUUGUAAAGGAACAAGUAUGCAUCGAAAAAUCACUGGUAAGAGAAUUAAGAGUGUGAAAAAUAAUCAGUCUCUAAAUAAAGAGAGUUUGCAAAGAAAGCAUAUAUGAAUGAAACUGAAGGUCCAUUUUGGAGAAAGAAGCCCCCCUUGUAAGGUAAAAGGGUAGGGUGAACAAGUACAUGUGAAAGAAGUGCAGGUAGAGUGCUUGAAUAAGUUAGAGGGGAGUGUUUGAAUGGUAAGUGGUAAUAAAAAGUGUACAUUAGAGGAAAGAAAAAAAAAA
Messenger RNA from Scylla paramamosain (green mud crab), 1532 nucleotides. It is a transcript of the gene rogdi, whose product is annotated as protein rogdi-like. The transcript has 7 exons. Gene Ontology annotation, cellular component: RAVE complex. Lineage: Eukaryota; Metazoa; Arthropoda; Malacostraca; Decapoda; Portunidae. The coding region runs from base 122 to 934 and encodes 270 amino acids. The record is from RefSeq and is a predicted model, not a curated record.